AUGGGGAACCUGCGCAACAAUAUGCGACAAAGGGGCAUCAACAGAAGCAAGAAAAGCAGCAGAAAGAAGGGAAGUACAAAACGAAUGAGGCUCAAGAAAACUUCUACCAAGAAUUCGCCUCCAGAAAUAAUAACGAAAAAGCAGAAACGGAGACUGGGGAACCGGGGCGGGUUUUUGGAUCACGUGUUCCCACUCAACAAUCGACGAAUGAGCAGUUACCGAAGCGGCAGCAGAUACCAAAGUAGAUGGUCAAGCAGGAGCAGUAGUGGUGACGAUUCCAGCAGUGAUAGCUACGAUGGCUUUUAUACUGGUGUCAGUCGGGAUGGCCCCGGUCCAGGCGAAGGAUUCGUGUAUCGGACGGCCGAUGUUACUGGUACUCGUCCCUUCCCACAGGGAUACCACGACCCCUAUUACUAUGACCCGUACCAUUACGACCCGUACCAUUACGAAUAUGACGGGGGAAAGGGUAAGGGUAAGGGUAAGGGUGGAUACUCGAAGUCAAAAGCCAAGGGAAAGGGUGGUGAAGGGUUCAUUCCCAACACAGGAUAUAUAGCCAACACGGGAUACAUUCGAACCAGACCACGACGAAGUUGUAGAAGCCACGGGAAAGGCAAAGGGAAGGGAAGCUAUCGAAGGGACGAUUGCGACAUUCUAAAAAUAAAGCGACCUGGAUUCAAUGGGGUGUUCCCGCCUUUUGCAGGACCACCAUUCCCUCGGGAACCAUCUUCACCAGUGUCCGGCACUCUCGAACCGUCAAUUGCUCCUUCAAUAUCAAGCUAUCCCUCUGCGCUCCCCUCGAGCAACGCACCCUCUUCAUUCCCAUCAACUUCGCCCAGUGAGUUGCCCUCAUCAACACCAUCCACUACUCCGUCAUCUCUACCUUCAGCCAUACCAUCAGUUAGCAUCCUUCCAAGCAUUACGCCCAGUGAAACCCCUAGUGCAGAGCCUUCCGUCAGUUCACAACCUUCUGCGAGCUUCCGCCCUUCCGAAUUUGCUACUGGAAGUUCUGCUCCUUCCAGUUCUUUGGCUCCAUCAAGCAUUGAGACAACAAGUACACAGCCAUCAACAUCGUCAAACCCAUCAUCAGUCUUGGCUCCUUCGAUCUCUAGUAGCCCUUCAUCAUCAACUACUGCCGACUUGACAUUUGCCCCGACCAGCUCAACAGUAGCCCCCACCACACUUACAACUGCUCCAUCCAUCCUGACAGCUGCUCCAACAACACUGACAAUUGCCCCAACCACCCUGACUACUGCCCCAACCACGCUGACUACUGCUCCAACCACAAUCACAGCUGCCCCAACCACAUUGACAGCUGCCCCAACCACGCUGACAGCUGCCCCAACCACCUUGACAGCUGCUCCAAACAACAGUUACAGCUGCCCCAACCACACUCACAGCAGCUCCACCACCCUGACAGCAGCUCCAACCACGCUUACAGCAGCUCCAACAACAGAAACAGCAGCCCCCACUACACUCACAGCAGCCCCAACCACCCUUACUGCCGCCCCAACCACUCUUACUGCUGCCCCAACCACAACUACAGCAGCUCCUACCACACUUACAGCAGCUCCAACAACAGAAACAGCAGCCCCCACUACACUCACAGUAGCCCCAACCACAACCACUGCAGCUCCAACCACACUUACCUCAGCUCCAACAACAGAAACAGCAGCCCCCACUACACUCACAGAAGCCCCAACAACAGUCACAGCAGCCCCCACCACACUGACCUCUGCCCCUACAACACUAACAGCAGCCCCCACCUCCUUGACUACUGCCCCCACAACAGCACAGCAGCCCCAACCACUCUACGCUGCCCCCACCACUCUUACAUCAGCCCCAACAACAGCCACAGGUGCCCCCACCACCCUUACUCUGCCCCAACAACAGUUACAUCAGCCCCAACAACCCUGACCACAGCCCCAACAACACUGACAGCAGCCCCUACAACACUGACAACGGCCCCUACAACACUGACAACAGCCCCGACAACAGUAACCACAGCCCCGACCACAGUAACCACAGCCCCUACAACACUAACCACAGCCCCACCACAACAACAGCCCCACAACACUAACCACAGCCCCAACGACGCAAACAACAGCCCCAACCACACAACAACAGCCCCACAAC
Messenger RNA from Seminavis robusta, 2133 nucleotides. The record is from the annotation of a GenBank genome assembly. Lineage: Eukaryota; Bacillariophyta; Bacillariophyceae; Naviculales; Naviculaceae.